This is a messenger RNA of Sitodiplosis mosellana (orange wheat blossom midge), 1216 nucleotides long. It is a transcript of the gene pont, whose product is annotated as ruvB-like helicase 1. NCBI's taxonomy places the organism in Eukaryota, Metazoa, Arthropoda, Insecta, Diptera, Cecidomyiidae. Gene Ontology annotation, cellular component: R2TP complex; NuA4 histone acetyltransferase complex; Ino80 complex. The record is from RefSeq and is a predicted model, not a curated record. Gene Ontology annotation, molecular function: ATP binding; ATP hydrolysis activity; DNA helicase activity. Gene Ontology annotation, biological process: regulation of transcription by RNA polymerase II; chromatin remodeling; box C/D snoRNP assembly.
CUCGUUUUGCAGCUGUCAAAACGACGCGCAUUGUGUUUCUUUGACAACAAACUCAGCGGCGUUUUAUUCCAAUUGUUAUAUCGAACCAACAAACAUUAGUUGAAAUUGGGUUUCACAGCAACGUUUCAUUUCAAGCAACCUGAAAUAUAUUAAUUGAAGACAUUUUACAGCGAAUUUAAGCAAAAUAACACAAGAUGAAGAUUGAAGAAGUUAAAAGUACAGUGCGAACACAGCGUAUAGCUGCUCACAGUCAUAUCAAAGGAUUGGGACUGGACGAGAAUGGUGAACCGAUUGAAGUGGCUGCAGGUUUAGUUGGACAGAAAACCGCACGUGAGGCUGCUGGGAUUGUUUUGGACUUGAUUAAAUCCAAGAGAAUGGCUGGACGAGCCCUGCUAUUGGCUGGACCACCAGGCACCGGAAAAACUGCCAUCGCUUUGGCCAUUGCACAAGAAUUGGGAAAUAAAGUUCCAUUUUGUCCGAUGGUCGGUUCUGAAGUGUACAGCAGCGAAAUUAAGAAGACUGAAGUAUUGAUGGAAAACUUCCGGCGUUCAAUUGGACUUCGUAUCCGUGAAACAAAAGAAGUUUACGAAGGCGAAGUGAUCGAGUUAACUCCGGUCGAAACCGAGCACCCAACCAUGCUAAGUAGCUACGGUAAAACCAUCAGUAACGUUGUCAUUGGUUUGAAAACGGCCAAGGGAACAAAACAAUUGAAAUUGGAUCCAUCGAUUUUCGAGUCACUUCAGAAAGAGAAAGUCGAAGUCGGCGAUGUGAUUUACAUCGAAGCCAACAGUGGCGCAGUGAAACGUCAAGGCCGCAGUGAUGCAUUUGCUACUGAAUUCGAUCUAGAGACAGAAGAAUACGUACCAUUGCCCAAGGGCGACGUUCAUAAGAAAAAGGAAGUGAUUCAAGAUGUAACUUUGCACGAUUUGGAUUCGGCAAAUGCCCGCCCACAAUCCGGUCAAGAUGUGCUGUCGAUGAUGGGCCAACUAAUGAAACCGAAGAAGACGGAAAUCACCGACAAAUUACGUACUGAAAUCAACAAAGUCGUGAACAAAUACAUCGACCAAGGUAUUGCUGAGCUGGUGCCCGGCGUUCUUUUCAUCGACGAAGUUCACAUGUUGGACUUGGAAACAUUCACGUAUUUGCAUAAAUCGCUUGAAUCUCCGAUUGCACCAAUCGUCAUUUUCGCCACAAACCGUGGAAAAUGCACCAUUCG